ACAACAUCCGGCUGUUUCCAUGGAAGCCCACCAUGUUGAGGACUGUCGGUACACUAUCAGUGAUAGCUUGCAAAAUCUUGUGAAAACUUGCAAAAAAGGCUAAAGAAAUUGCAUUUGUUAUAUUGUGUUACACACUCGCCAAGUGUGUCCAUGUUAAUUUCAACGUUAUCUCCUAAAAGGGUAACCAGAAUGAACCGUUUUAAUUCCACCGUCCCGGAUGACGAGUACCUUGCGGACAGUAAUGUGUUGUUCUACCUGAGUGAUGCAGUGACCCAGCUGCUGGAACAUAAAGAGGAGUACACCCAGUUCGGGGUGAUCCGUUACUUUGCAGAAUAUUUCAGCAGUGUAAAGAACAGUAACCACGUGCUCUUCCGAGAGUAUAACUACAUCAGGGCCACUCCUCAUAACAGAGCAUCCUUCAUCAGAGUCUUCUGGAGAUGCUACAGACAGAUUGGCAAGAAUGGAGACUUACUGUCCAUGCUGGAGUACAGGUCACUGCUGCAGUUAUUGUGCCCAGACUUCCCCUUGGAGAUAUUGCAGAGUGCAGCCAGAAUAGUUCUAUUGGACGACGCUAUGGACUGUCUGAUGUCUUUCUCUGAUUUUAUUUACACCUUCCAGCUACAGUUCUACUACCAAGAGUUCCUGGACAGCGUGCUGGUGAUCUACCAGGAUCUGUUAGCAGGGAAGAGUCCUAACACUGUCAUUGUCCCCACGUCUGACUCCAUCGAGCAGCUCCCCUCUGCCGCUGCCGAGGAGAACGACAAGGAGGAGCAGCAGCAGGACGGAGUGGAACCGUCCACUCUGGCUCAGUGUAUAGAUGCCCUCUGUGACAGGUUCAAGCACAGUUAUCCUCCCAGGUCCUGUAUGAGGAAAGUACUGGAACAGUUUAACAAAGUAUCUUACCACAGCUUCCUAAUGAGCCUGGCUAAACAUGAGACCAUCAACCAAACUAUAGGAGCAUUACCCAGCAAGACUGAGUUGCUCAUUGACCCAGAGAUGGACCAGGAGCUAGACAAACUAAUUGCCCAGAUCUCAGUGAGUCCCGGCAGCAACAGCAGUGGCAGUGCGGUGGGGGUGCUGAAGGAGGUGCAGAGGAAGGCCUCCCCCAGAAGGAACAUCCACCACAGGAGGAAGAUUGAGGUGGAAAGCGAUGGUUCAACGGAAGAGACCGACUCCUCUGAAAACUGAGCUCUAACCUUUCAACAGAAAUAUAGGCAUAAAUCAUGGGGGAUUUGGGGGGUCAGGGCCUACCCCAUGUGAGGGCCCCACCAAAGCAUUUUUCUUUUAAAACAAGCUGUUUAUUGUAAAUAAUGUAUUAUAAUAUAAUUACAAAUAAUA
This is a messenger RNA of Etheostoma cragini (Arkansas darter), 1338 nucleotides long. It is a transcript of the gene cstpp1, whose product is annotated as chromosome 8 C11orf49 homolog. The record is from RefSeq and is a predicted model, not a curated record. Lineage: Eukaryota; Metazoa; Chordata; Actinopteri; Perciformes; Percidae. The coding region runs from base 151 to 1188 and encodes 345 amino acids. The transcript has 10 exons.